AUGGCUUCGCUUUCAGAAUAUGCACUGCGUCUAAGUGUCCGGAUCUUUGGUGAAGGCCAAAGUUCUACCGAUUCAAAGUCCAUGAAAGUGGUGAAUAUGUUCAGGGAGCAGCCCUUGGCCAAAAAGAAAGAGACUUACGACUGGUAUCCAAAUCACAACAUGUAUUUUGCACUCAUGGGUACACUCCGUUUCCUUGGCCUCUACAGAGAUGAGCAUCGAGAUUUUCAGGAUGAGCAAAGACAUCUAAAGAAGCUCCGUGGGAAGGAGAAACCAAAGAAAGGAGAAGGGAAAAGAGCUACAAAGAAGAAAUAG
Molecule: messenger RNA, 312 nt
Organism: Chionomys nivalis (European snow vole)
Lineage: Eukaryota; Metazoa; Chordata; Mammalia; Rodentia; Cricetidae
Product: 28S ribosomal protein S33, mitochondrial-like
Exons: 1
Coding region: 1-312 (103 amino acids)
Cellular component (GO): mitochondrion
Source: RefSeq, a predicted model, not a curated record